CUGUGUCUGACAAAAUGAUGCGCUCAGUUGAAUGUGAAUCGCAGACGCAAACGGACGUAUUUAGAGCGCGUGCGUGGCAGUAGAAAAUCAGCGCAGUAUCAGAAAGUUUUUACUAAGAUUCAAUAAAAAGUGACACACGCGCUGUAAAACAAAAAAAGAAAAACAACAAGUUGACGACAAGCUAUUUUAUCGAAACCUAAUAAUAAUAACAGCAACUGAUAAAGAACGCCACAAAAAAGUAUCUCAACUACAAGAAUUCUCGUGUAUCGCGUAUCUCGUAGUGCAAAAAAACUCGUUUUAACAAAAACAUUUCAGCAAAUUGCAGGCCAAUUAAAAAGUAUAAAUAAAUAACAAGAAUAAGAGGAAAACUCAAGUGCAGGAAAAACAUUUUAAGGGCUGUUGAGCAAGUGCGCGAGUGCUUAAGAUUUUUUUUUUCAUUUAUUGAAAUUGUGUACGGUGUGUGCUUAAGUUGCACUUGAUAGUGUACAGUCAGGGUCAUACAUAUUUAUAUAGAGAGAUCUAGUUGGUAGUGGACAGUGGACUCUUGACGCUCCAGCAAUUGCCAUAGAUCAAUUAUGACAGCGGAGACACUUAAACCGUUUAUAACGCCGACGAGUGCCGUUAACAAUUUUCCGGCCAAGCAUUCGGAUGCAACUCACUCGAAACUGAAGAUUAGAUAUAUCUUACCGAUUGUCUUGAUUAUCUUAGCCGCAGCUCUAGUUAUUGGCAUCUUAAGCUUAACUAUAUGGCAGACGGUGCGGGUUCAAAAACUGGAGUCGGAUCUAAAUAAACUAAAUAGGGAUAUGGAAAGUCUGAAACAGCGAUUGGGCAUACACUAUCUGGAUGAUAUGGCCGAAUUUCAAAAAGAGUACACAAAUAUGAUCAUUGAAAAUCCCAACGAGGUUGAUGAACUAGAAGGCGUCGAUGAAGAUGACGAUGAUACGGAUGAUGAUGAUUAUGAUAAUGAUAAUGAUAAUAAUGAUGAUAUCGAUUAUGGUAAAGAGGAUGAUGAUGAUUAUAGUGAAUCGACUGAUUCGCAUCUCGGAGCUAAGGAAACUAACUGGGACGAUUAUUUAGAAUUGAUCAAAAAGGAAAAGAAUGACAACCAGAGCAAUGAAACUGAAUCUCCUGCUUCCACCUCAGAAGAUAAUGUCUUUGACGAUUUCACCAGCUACAGUGAUGCGAAAAAGAAAAAGGAACGAAAAUCUCGAUCCAUUGCCGAUAUGCGCAAUGAGCUUCAGAGUAUCGAUAUGGCACAGAAUCAGAGCCAGGCUAAAACAGAGCAACACUUGAAGAAGAGUGACGCCACAACUGAGAGUCAAACGCCGCAUCACCAUUCACACAAAUCGCAUUCACGCUCUCGUCAGAGUCGUCGACGACUUUUGGUGCGAAAAGGCGAAUCUCCUGUUUCAGCGAAAUCCGCCGAAUUAAAUGCUGGCAAUAAGCGGAACGUUGGCAACUCUGGCACGCCGGCUGCACACUUUCAUCUGAAUCGCAUGGUUCCUCAUCCUCGUCACGGUGAUAUGUAUGUGGGGCAUGCAACCGCCAGCAUGGGCAACCAGUGGGAGCAACACUUCAGUGUCAACGACGGCGUUCUGACUGUACACAAAGCGGGUCUUUAUUAUGUCUAUGCCCAGAUAUGUUACAAUGAUGCCCACGAUCAGAAUGGUUUCAUCAUCUACCACGGUGACAAUCAAUUCUUGCAGUGCCUCAAUACGGUGCCGACGAACAUACCACUCAAGGUGCACACCUGCCACACCAGCGGACUCAUCCAGCUGCGGGAUAACGAACAAAUCCAUCUGCGCGACAUUCAUCAAGAUCGCAAUGUCGUCCUCAGGGAUUUCAACAAUCGCAGCUACUUUGGCAUCAUCAAGAUCUGAAGGAAAAGUGAGGGGAGUCUGUCCCUGGGACAGCGAUCAGUUCAAGCUUUAGUAGUCAUCGACUACUCGUGAAUACGAAUACGAA
Drosophila innubila is the source of this 1965-nucleotide messenger RNA. It is a transcript of the gene egr, whose product is annotated as protein eiger. Bases 576 to 1880 code for a protein of 434 amino acids. Gene Ontology annotation, biological process: immune response. Gene Ontology annotation, cellular component: membrane. Gene Ontology annotation, molecular function: tumor necrosis factor receptor binding; receptor ligand activity. The transcript is spliced from 7 exons. NCBI's taxonomy places the organism in Eukaryota, Metazoa, Arthropoda, Insecta, Diptera, Drosophilidae. The record is from RefSeq and is a predicted model, not a curated record.